GCGGCUGCGUUACCGCGCGUGGCUCCACGCCCCACCGGAGGAGAGCUGCAGCAGGGAUCGCGCCCGCGGCUGGCCAAGCACGGCCGGCAGGUCGCCUCCUUGUGUUGGCCUGGCUAGCAGCGCCCGCAGAGGGCGAAGAUGAUGAUGCCCGGCAACUCGGGAUAACGGGACGCGCCUCUCGCUCGCUCCCCGCGGCCGGCUGCUUGCAGGCUCGAGCCCCGCACGCCGCCGCCGCCGCCUCCCUGCCGGGCCGAGGGCGAAGAUGCUGCCCCCGCCCUGCCCGCGCGCCUGCCUGCUUCCUGGCGCGGGACUGGCGCUGCUGCUGCUCGUGGGGCUGGUGCCGCUGCUGCCAGGCUGCCUGGGGGCUCAAGGCAAGUUUGCCUACAAGCUACUCAAUGACUUGUUUGCCAACUACUCCAAUGCACUGCGGCCAGCAGAAGACACGGACCGAGUCCUCAACGUCACGCUCCAGGUCACCCUUUCCCAGAUCAUCGACAUGGAUGAGAGGAACCAAAUCUUGACAGCUUACCUGUGGAUCCGGCAGGUGUGGAUAGAUGCAUACCUGAACUGGGACAAGGAGGUUUAUGAUGGCAUCGACACGAUCCGGAUCCCGAGUAGCUAUGUCUGGAGGCCCGACAUUGUCCUUUAUAACAAUGCUGAUGACCAGUUCACGGGCUCCAUGGAGACCAACGUAGUGAUCCGCUAUGAUGGCCAAAUCAUGUGGGACUCCCCGGCCAUCACCAAGAGCUCCUGCAAGGUGGAUGUGUCCUAUUUCCCCUUCGACGGCCAGCAGUGCCGCCUGACCUUCGGCUCCUGGACUUACAACGGCAACCAGAUCGACAUCCUCAACAGCAUGGACACAGGCGACCUCACGGAUUUCGUGGAGAAUGUGGAGUGGGAGGUUCUGGGCAUGCCAGCCAAGAGGAACGUCAUUACCUAUGGCUGCUGCUCGGAUCCAUACCCAGACAUCACCUACACGCUGCACCUCAAGAGACGAGCCUCUUUCUACAUCUUCAACCUCCUUCUCCCCUGCAUCAUGAUCUCCUUCCUCGCCCCACUGGGCUUCUAUCUUCCAGCUGACUCUGGAGAGAAGGUCUCCCUGGGAGUAACAGUGCUUCUGGCACUCACCGUCUUCCAGCUGCUGGUGGCUGAGAGCAUGCCUCCCUCGGAGAAUGUGCCGCUCAUUGGGAAGUACUACAUUGCCACCAUGACCAUGAUCACGGCCUCUACAGCCUUGACCAUCUUCAUCAUGAACAUCCACCACUGUGGGCCUGGGGCCAAGCCGGUACCCAAGUGGGCCAAGAAGUUCAUCCUCCAGUACAUGGCCCGCAUCUUCUUCGUCUACGAGGUGGGGGAGAGCUGCAAGAGCCCCAGGCAGGAACCAAACCCCAUCCCCAGGGUUCGGGUGGUGAACGGUGGGGCUGCCAACGAGGAACCCAGAGGCCAGGCCAGGGUCUGCAGGGAUGUCUCUUCACCAGGGGACGGGCCACCCCCUCGGUCUCCAUCACAGGGGCACAGCAGCCCCUCUGAACAGCCGGACUGGAGCGGGAAAUACGUGGACCUGGAGUUUGGCGGUGAGGAGGGGGAGGGCCUGGAGCAGCCCGCCUGUGCCAAGAGACGGUGUCUGUGCCACCACAACAGCAUCCUCAGGAACGUGGAGUAUAUUGCCAACUGCUUCCGCGACCAGAAGGCAGCCUCGAAACGGACUGGGGAGUGGAAGAAAGUGGCCAAGGUGAUGGAUCGCUUCUUCAUGUGGGUCUUCUUCGCCAUGGUCUUCAUCAUGAGCGUGCUGAUUGUUGGCAAGGCCAUCUGAAGGUGACCUGGAGAGGAAUGAGGCAGCGCAGCUGACUGCCCCACAGGCCAAGGGUGUGUGUGUGUGUGUGUGUGUGUGUGUGUGUGUGUGUGUGUGAGAGAGAGAGAGAGAGAGAGAGAGAGAGAGAGAGAGAGAGCGCCACCUCCCUUCUUGAGUACCACCUGAGGCCAUCUUGGAGUUUGUCCUGUUGCAAGAGAGUCCAUCAGGGUGGGCCAGUUGCACAAGCAGUUCUAGCUGAUGGCUGGGCUGGCACAUGUUUAGGGGCACCUCGAGUGGUCCGAGAAGGGAGCCCCCGCACUAACAAGCCUGUGGCAUGC
Hemicordylus capensis (graceful crag lizard) is the source of this 2130-nucleotide messenger RNA. RefSeq names its product cholinergic receptor nicotinic alpha 10 subunit (gene CHRNA10). Gene Ontology annotation, molecular function: transmembrane signaling receptor activity; acetylcholine-gated monoatomic cation-selective channel activity. The transcript has 5 exons. NCBI's taxonomy places the organism in Eukaryota, Metazoa, Chordata, Lepidosauria, Squamata, Cordylidae. Gene Ontology annotation, biological process: chemical synaptic transmission; regulation of membrane potential; signal transduction. Gene Ontology annotation, cellular component: postsynaptic membrane; synapse; neuron projection. The coding region runs from base 263 to 1813 and encodes 516 amino acids. The record is from RefSeq and is a predicted model, not a curated record.